Siniperca chuatsi (mandarin fish) is the source of this 2150-nucleotide messenger RNA. Its product is annotated as C-type lectin domain family 4 member M-like. Bases 157 to 1053 code for a protein of 298 amino acids. Lineage: Eukaryota; Metazoa; Chordata; Actinopteri; Centrarchiformes; Sinipercidae. The record is from RefSeq and is a predicted model, not a curated record. The transcript is spliced from 7 exons.
UUUUACAACAUUCGGCCAAAAAGAAGAACUGCAGGUCAUGUAAUGACUCACAGCUGGUUUCUCUCUCUGAAACCAAACCAAACUACACUCACAAUCACCUGCAUUGAAACGUCUGCGGUGGUUUGAGUUUAUGUCUAUGACAAACCUGAUAAAAUAAUGGAGGAAGAACUAAAUUAUGUAACAGUGACUUUCAAGACUAACGGUAUUCCUGCACAAGAGAAACCAAACGACCUAGAAAUAAUCUAUGAUGAGGUGAAGACUAAGGAGCAGGCAUGGGAUACAAAUCCUGUCAUACCAGAAAAUGAAAAGAAAGCUCCACUGUAUACUCUGCUUCAUCUGGUGGCAGCAGGUUUGGGGAUUAUUUGUAUCAUCUUGGUGUCAGUCGUCAUCGCCCUCAGUAUUCACUUCAACACAGUCAUGUCAGAGCAGUACAGAGAAAACAUCAACUUAACAGCAAAGAAUCUGCAGCUGUGGACAGAAAAGACUGACUUAGAGAGACAGACAGAAGACCUGACCAGAGAGAAAGACAGACUCAACUGGACCAUCGGAGUCAUCCUGGAACAUGAGAUCUUCCCAGUGAAUACCUACUGCCCACAGAAAGUGUGUAAACCUUGUCUGGACGGCUGGGUGCUGUUUCAGUCGAACUGUUAUCUGUUUUCGAAAUCUGAUUCCAAGUACGAUUGGAUGGGUUGGCAGGGAAGCCGUGAUAAAUGCAAAAAAAUGGAAGCAGAUCUGGUGGUGAUUGAAAGCCAGGAGGAACAGGAAUUCAUCAAUAACCACACACAAGACUAUAAUGAAAAGCAUGGCUACUGGAUUGGCUUGAGCAUCAGGGAUUCGAUGAGCACGUGGAUGUGGGCAGAUGGAAGCAAUUUCACUGUGAUGUACUGGGUUACACAACAAGCUGGCAACAGAGAAUUUUGUGCUCUAACUCUGCCACGUGCAGAUCCACUGGCCAACUGGCACAAAGCGAGCUGUGACAAGAGGAACCGCUGGAUCUGUGAAAGUAGAGCCUUGAUCAAACCGGAUGAGGAAUCGGCUGCAUUAUCCAAAUAGAUUAUUUAAUAUUUAAGAAAUCUAUCUACCUACUGAAGCAGUUUUUUGUGUGUGUCUGAAACUGAUAUAUGGUGUUUUUCCUUGUUUUUUAAAAACUAAAGAUGUAGGCACAUUUUCUUUUUGUUGUCUUUUUCUAAUUGAAUGCAAGUAUCCACUUCUACAAAUGUUGCAGAGUACAUCCUCACCUUUGAGUUAUAUGUAGCAUGCUUGAAUGUAUUGAAAAGAGAUAAGAAAGCAAACUGAAUAAAAAGUAAAUGCUAUAAUCUGUUUAUAUUCCUUGGACAUAUACACACAUUUAUAAUAUUCAGGGUUUUUUGACACAGUCAUAGAGUAGUUAAUUCAACUAUAUGUUUUAGCAUUGAUGUCAUAGUGUUGUUCUACCCCACUGCACUAUAUUGAGAGGUGUUUCUAAUACUGCCCCCCUCAUGUAUGUAAAUGGAAAGGACAAAACAUUAGAAACACCUCUCAAUAAUCCAGUACAACUUUAACUAUAACCUCAACAAUAAACAUAUAAUACAAUUUACACAUUUCCGAUAAUGUCACCAAAAACUGAACAUUAUAAACUUUGUAAAGGUAAAAUUUAGGGCAAUACACCAAUGUCAUCACAACAACGAUGACCUUUCACCAGACAUAGUGUUACAACUAGACUGCUCAUCAAUUAAGAAAUCCAACUGUGAGUUAAUCCGCCAAAGUUAAACACAACAGGUUAAAAGGUCAAGGUCAUUGGAUGACGCUUAAGUGUGUCAACUUCUUCUAUCACAAUACUGUGCACAUUUGUUUGCAACAGAAGCAGAUGUACUUCCCAGAACAGAUGAAACAGUCGUCUUGUAAUGUGUAAUCAGUGAUCACAAACACAUCACCUCAUUGAAUAUUCAGCAUGAUGUGUUAGGGGAAGUUGUACCUCUUGUUUGUUCUCCAUGAAGUAUGCUGUACAGUUUUAUUAAGUCACAUGUUUCAAUCAUCAGCACCAUUGUCUGUUAAAGCCUGCUCUCAUUCCCUGCACUGAAGCAAGCACAGCAAUGUAUGACUUUUAAGGAUGGAGGAAGAAAUCACUUAUUCUACAGUGGUUUUUAAAAAUGAUGGUCCAGCUCCAAAAG